UAUCACUCGCUGGAUCAAUGUAAUCUCUUUGAAAUAUCGGAUUUCAACCGUGAUUUUUUUGUACGAUGAUUUUAUUUGUGUUGUUUUUGCGAGGUUACUUGAUUUACAGCAUAUUUUCUUUUGGUUCAUUUGGACUUACCAAUGGCGGCAGUAGCACGAACGUGAACCAGUGCUGGAACGUUAACGAAACGGACACUAUUGGCCAAAGUAUCAACCAGGGUGUAGAUAACAACGAAACCAAGACUGAGAUUGAAAACGUCACCGAGAACAUUAAGAAUAACGGAACCCAGGUUGAGGACGUCAGCGAAGAUUAUGGAAACAACGGGACCAAUAGCAAAACCGAGGAAGAGACUGAGAGCACAAGCGAAGUCAAUACGAUGGAGAACGAAAGUCAAAACAAUAUAGUCAAUGGAACUGAAAGUGAGAACACCAGUGAAAACGAUAAGAAAAACGCGACUGAUAUAGUGAGUAAAGAUGAGGCCGUCAGCGAAGACGAUAAAAAGAACGGGACCAAAAGCGAAAGCGAAGGUAUCAGCAACACAUUGAAUGCGACCGAGAGCAUAAGCGAAGCUAAUGACAAGGAUAAGGAUAAAGGGCCUGAAAUUGAUAGCGAAAGCCAAAACAAUACAGUCAAUGGAACUGAAAGUGGGAACACCAGUGAAAACGAUAAGAAUAACGCGACCGAUAUAGUGAGUAAAGAUGAGGCCGUCAGCGAAGACGAUAAAAAGAACGGGACCAAAAGCGAAAGCGAAGGUAUUAACAAGACAGAGAAUGGGACCGAGAGCAUAAGCGAAGUCAGUGAAAAGGAUGAGGGGGCCAAGAUUGAUAGCGAAACCCAAAACAAUAUACUCAAUGGAACUGAAAGUGAGAAAACCAGUGAAAACGAUAAGAAAAACGCGACUGACAUAGUGAGUAAAGAUGAGGCCGUCAGCGAAGACGAUAAAAAGAACGGGACCAAAAGCGAAAGCGAAGGUAUUAGCAAGACAGAGAAUGGGACCGAGAGCAUAAGCGAAGCUAAUGACAAGGAUAAGGAUAAAGGCUGCUGCAAAACAAUACAGUCAAUGGAACUGAAAGUGGAACACCACGAAGACAAUAAAAAGGACAAAAGCAAAGCGAAAAGUCAGAAUGGGACCGAGAACAUAAGCGAAGUCAGUGAAAAGGAUAAGGAUAAAGGGGCUGAAAUUGAUAGCGAAAGCCAAAACAAUACAGUCAAUGGAACUGAAAGUGGGAACACCAGUGAAAACGAUAAGAAAAACGCGACCGAGAUAGUGAGUAAAGAUGAGGCCGUCAGCGAAGACGAUAAAAAGAACGGGACAAAAGCGAAAGCGAAGCGCCAAAACAAUACAGUCAAUGGAACUGAAAGUGGGAACACCAGUGAAAACGAUAAGAAUAACGCAACUGAUAUAGUGAGUAAAGAUGAGGCCGUCAUCGAAGACGAUAAAAAGAACGGGACCAAAAGCGAAAGCGAAGAUAUUAGCAAGACAGAGAAUGGGACCGAGAGCGUAAGCGAAGCUAAUGACAAGGAUAAGGAUAAAGGGCCUGAAAUUGAUAGCGAAACCCAAAACAAUACAGUCAAUGGAACUGAAAGUGGGAACACCAGUGAAAACGAUAAGAAUAACGCAACUGAUAUAGUGAGUACAGAUGAGGCCGUCAUCGAAGACGAUAAAAAGAACGGGACCAAAAGCGAAAGCGAAGGUAUCAGCAACACAUUGAAUGCGACCGAGAGCAUAAGCGAAGUCAGUAGCAAUAGCAGUCAGAUUGGUAGCGAAACCCAAAACAAUAUACUCAACGGAACUGAAAGUGAGAACACUAGUGAAAACGAUAUGAAAAACGCGACCGAGAUAGUGAGUAAAGAUGAGGCCGUCAGCGAAGACGAUAAAAAGAACGGGACCAAAAGCGAAAGCGAAGGUAUCAGCAACACAUUGAAUGCGACCGAGAGCAUAAACGAAGUCAGUGAAAAGGAUAAGGGGGCCAAGAUUGAUAGCGAAACCCAAAACAAUAUACUCAAUGGAACUGAAAGUGAGAAAACCAGUGAAAACGAUAAGAAAAACGUGACCGACAUAGUGAGUGGUGAUGAGGUCGUCAGCGAAGACGAUAAAAAUAACGGGACCAAAAGCGAAAGCGAAGGUAUCAGCAACACAUUGAAUGCGACCGAGAGCAUAAGCGAAGUCAGUAGCAAUAGCAGUCAGAUUGGUAGCGAAACCCAAAACAAUAUACUCAACGGAACUGAAAGUGAGAACACUAGUGAAAACGAUAUGAAAAACGCGACCGAUAUAGUGAGUAAAGAUGAGGCCGUCAGCGAAGACGAUAAAAAGAACGGGACGAAAAGCGAAAGCGAAGUGAGUAAAGAUGAGGCCGUCAGCGAAGACGAUAAAAAGAACGGGACGAAAAGCGAAAGCGAAGGUAUUAGCAAGACAGAGAAUGGGACCGAGGGCAUAAGCGAAGCUAAAGACAAGGAUAAGGAUCAAGGGGCUGAAAUUGAUAGCGAAAGCCAAAACAAUAUAGUCAAUGGAACUGAAAGUGGGAACACCAGUGAAAACGAUAAGAAUAACGCGACCGAUAUACGAAAUAAGACAGAGAAUGGGACCGAGAGCAUAAGCGAAGUCAGUGAAAAGGAUGAGGGGGCCAAGAUUGAUAGCGAAACCCAAAACAAUACAGUCAAUGGAACUGAAAGUGAGAAAACCAGUGAAAACGAUAAGAAAAACGCGACUGACAUAGUGAGUAGUGAUGAGGCCGUCAGCAAAGACGAUAAAAAGAAUGGGACCAAAAGCGAAAGCGAAGGUAUCAGCAACACAUUGAAUGCGACCGAGAGCAUAAACGAAGUCAGUAGCAAUAGCAGUCAGAUUGGUAGCGAAACCCAAAACAAUAUACUCAACGGAACUGAAAGUGAGAACACUAGUGAAAACGAUAAGAAAAACGCGACCGAGAUAGUGAGUCAAGAUGAGGCCGUCAGCGAAGACGAUAAAAAGAACGGGACCAAAAGCGAAAGCGAAAGUAUCAGCAAGACAAAGAAUGACACCAAGAGUAUAAGCGAAGCUAAUGAUAAGGACAAGGAUAAAGGGGCCGAGAUUGGUAGCGAAACCCAAAACAAUAUACUCAACGGAACUGAAAGUGAGAACACCAGUGAAAACGAUAACAAUAACGCGACCGAGAUAGUGAGUAAAGAUGACUCCGUCAGCGAAAACGAUAAAAAGAACGGGACCAAAAGCGAAAGCGAAGGUAUCAGCAACACAUUGAAUGCGACCGAGAGCAUAAACGAAGUCAGUGAAAAGGAUAAGGGGGCCAAGAUUGAUAGCGAAACCCAAAACAAUAUACUCAAUGGAACUGAAAGUGAGAAAACCAGUGAAAACGAUAAGAAAAACGUGACCGACAUAGUGAGUGGUGAUGAGGUCGUCAGCGAAGACGAUAAAAAGAACGAGACCAAAAGCGAAAGCGAAGGUAUUAGCAAGACAGAGAAUGGGACCGAGGGCAUAAGCGAAGCUAAAGACAAGGAUAAGGAUCAAGGGGCUGAAAUUGAUAGCGAAAGCCAAAACAAUAUAGUCAAUGGAACUGAAAGUGGGAACACCAGUGAAAAUGAUAAGAAUAACGCGACCGAUAUAGUGAGUAAAGAUGAGGCCGUCAGCGAAGACGAUAAAAAGAACGGGACCAAAAGCGAAAGCGAAGGUAUCAGCAACACAUUAAAUGCGACCGAGAGCAUAAACGAAGUCAGUAGCAAUAGCAGUCAGAUUGGUAGCGAAACCCAAAACAAUAUACUCAACGGAACUGAAAGUGAGAACACUAGUGAAAACGAUAAGAAAAACGCGACUGAUAUAGUGAGUAAAGAUGAGGCCGUCAGCGAAGACGAUAAAAAGAACGGGACGAAAAGCGAAAGCGAAGGUAUUAGCAAGACAGAGAAUGGGACCGAGAGCAUAAGCGAAGUCAGUGAAAUGGAUGAGGGGGCCAAGAUUGAUAGCGAAACCCAAAACAAUAUACUCAAUGGAACUGAAAGUGAGAACACUAGUGAAAACGAUAAGAAAAACGCGACCGAUAUAGUGAGUAAAGAUGAGGCCUUCAGCGAAGACGAUAAAAAGAACGGGACCAAAAGCGAAAGCGAAGGUAUUAGCAACACAUUGAAUGCGACCGAGAGCAUAAACGAAGUCAGUAGCAAUAGCAGUCAGAUUGGUAGCGAAACCCAAAACAAUAUACUCAACGGAACUGAAAGUGAGAACACUAGUGAAAACGAUAAGAAAAAUGCGACCGAGAUAGUGAGUAAAGAUGAGGCCGUCAGCGAAGACGAUAAAAAGAACGGGACGAAAAGCGAAAGCGAAGGUAUUAGCAAGACAGAGAAUGGGACCGAGGGCAUAAGCGAAGCUAAAGACAAGGAUAAGGAUCAAGGGGCUGAAAUUGAUAGCGAAAGCCAAAACAAUAUAGUCAAUGGAACUGAAAGUGGGAACACCAGUGAAAACGAUAAGAAUAACGCGACCAAUAUAGUGAGUAAAGAUGAGGCCGUCAGCGAAAGACAAAAAGAACGGGACCAAAAGCGAAAGCGAAAAAGCAAGACAGAGAAUGGGACCGAAACAUAA
Molecule: messenger RNA, 4562 nt
Organism: Helicoverpa armigera (cotton bollworm)
Lineage: Eukaryota; Metazoa; Arthropoda; Insecta; Lepidoptera; Noctuidae
Product: myb-like protein X
Exons: 6
Coding region: 66-4562 (1498 amino acids)
Source: RefSeq, a predicted model, not a curated record